Molecule: messenger RNA, 1301 nt
Organism: Saprolegnia diclina VS20
Lineage: Eukaryota; Oomycota; Saprolegniomycetes; Saprolegniales; Saprolegniaceae
Product: glyceraldehyde-3-phosphate dehydrogenase
Exons: 1
Coding region: 56-1078 (340 amino acids)
Biological process (GO): glucose metabolic process
Molecular function (GO): NADP binding; NAD binding; oxidoreductase activity, acting on the aldehyde or oxo group of donors, NAD or NADP as acceptor
Source: RefSeq, a predicted model, not a curated record
GACCGGUUCUGUUUCAUUUCCCAACUCUCCACCAACCCCACCCACCUCUUCCACAAUGGCGCAAGUCCAACUCGGUAUCAACGGCUUUGGCCGCAUCGGUCGCCUCGUCUGCCGCGCCGCCUUUGCCAACCCCAACGCGACGGUCGUCGCCAUCAACGACCCGUUCAUGGACCUCGAGUACAUGGCCUACCUCUUCAAGUACGACUCGACGCACGGCGGCUACAAGGGCACGGUCGUCGUCGAGGGCAACAACCUCGUCAUUGACGGCCAUGUCGUCCGCGUCUUUGCGGAGCGCAACCCGGCGCAGAUCCCGUGGGGCGAGGCCGGCGCCGACUAUGUCUGUGAGUCGACCGGCGUGUUCACGACGACCGAAGCUGCUGGCCAGCACAUUGGCGGCGGCUGCAAGAAGGUGGUCAUCUCGGCGCCCCCGAAGGACGGCACGCCCAUGUACGUCAUGGGUGUCAACCACGACAAGUACGACGGCUCGGCGCACGUCGUGUCGAACGCCUCGUGCACGACCAACUGCCUCGCGCCGCUCGCCAAGGUCAUCCACGACAACUUUGGCAUCGUUGAAGGCUUGAUGACGACGGUGCACGCCGUGACGGCCAACCAGCUCACGGUCGACGGUCCGUCGCGCGGCGGCAAGGACUGGCGCGCUGGUCGCGGCGCCGGUGCCAACGUGAUCCCGGCGUCGACGGGCGCGGCCAAGGCCGUCGGCAAGGUGCUGCCGGAACUCAACGGCAAGCUCACGGGCAUGGCGUUCCGCGUGCCGGUGCCCGACGUCUCGGUCGUCGAUCUCACGGUGCGUCUCGAACGCGGCGCGUCCCUGGCGGCCAUCAAGGCGGCCGUCAAGGAAGCGUCCGAAGGCUCCAUGGCCGGCAUCCUCGGCUACACGGAGGACGAAGUCGUGUCGCAGGACUUUGUCUCGGACAAGCGCUCGUCCAUCUUUGACGCCAACGCGUGCAUCGCGCUCAACGACAACUUUGUCAAGCUCGUGUCGUGGUACGACAACGAGUGGGGCUACUCGAACCGCCUCGUCGACCUCGUCUUGCACAUGGCCAGUGUCGACCAGCAGUAAGAAGCCACACGCCUUCGCAGCCGCGUACGAUCGCAGUACGGUCUCGGCGCGCACACCCAUCGACCACCAGUCUCCCAUCCCACUACCGCCAUAUCUAUUGACCGCGGGCGGAAGCGCACGCUCGCACUCUCUUUAUUAUUCUUCUUUAAAUAUACAACAACUCGUUUUGGCACCGAACUACGUGAUGUCGUCAGGGAGUUGCCACGUCAUUGCUCGUAUGUUA